AUGAAACUUGCGCCUAGGCUGGCCCCUGAAAUCAUCUGGUUUACACCGUCAGAGGAAUACCUCGACGACCCGUCCGUAGUCCUGGACACUAUUCACCAACAGUCUGUACACAAAGGGCUAUUAGGCUCGUACUAUGGCGCCGAAUUAGACAACCCUGCGACAGGAGUAUGGGUCAUGGCAUGGCAGUCCCUCGCCAAACACCAAAGUUUCAUGGAGGAAGAAUCCUAUAUGGACUUCAUCCUCCCUGUAACGGAUUCAAUGGUUGGCGCGGGAAGGAUAACUCAACUCUCGCUCGAUCAUGGUGACCUGCAGAGAGCAUUGAACGCACCUGUGACACAAUUCAUAUACAUCACCGUCCGGCCUUUACACGACAGAGAAUACGAGCUGCAACCGCUGAUCUCAUUACUUCAAACUGAGCUGAAGAUUGUUCCUGGAUGCAUGUCUUCUUGCUGGGGCUCAUCAAUAGAGGAUGACCACCUGGAGAUAGGGGUAGUAGGAUGGAGAAGCAUGGCGGACAGAAAUGCCGCUGUAAAGGGACGACUCUCUUCGACAAUACGUCGGAUACGAGAAUUGUGUACCGUGGAAAUCCGCUAUGCGAAACUACGGUAUCACAGCGAGGUUGCUCCUCCGGCCGCUGAGCUUUAG
Molecule: messenger RNA, 645 nt
Organism: Coprinopsis cinerea okayama7#130
Lineage: Eukaryota; Fungi; Basidiomycota; Agaricomycetes; Agaricales; Psathyrellaceae
Exons: 4
Coding region: 1-645 (214 amino acids)
Source: RefSeq, a predicted model, not a curated record